This is a messenger RNA of Pleurotus ostreatus (oyster mushroom), 1215 nucleotides long. RefSeq lists its product as uncharacterized. The transcript has 3 exons. Gene Ontology annotation, molecular function: nucleic acid binding. Gene Ontology annotation, biological process: mRNA splicing, via spliceosome. The coding region runs from base 1 to 1215 and encodes 404 amino acids. The record is from RefSeq and is a predicted model, not a curated record. Gene Ontology annotation, cellular component: spliceosomal complex. Lineage: Eukaryota; Fungi; Basidiomycota; Agaricomycetes; Agaricales; Pleurotaceae.
AUGUCUGCUCCUCAGAAAGUCUCCUUCACGGUCAGGCGACCGACCCCAAUAUCUCGAGGAGACUCGUCCGGCCCAGAAUCUGACAGUGGCUCCUCGUUCAAGGUUCCUUCGCUACCUCGACAUUUAUCUUCACAAAAUGACUCAGUACCUGGAAGUCCUCUUGCUCGUAGUGCGACAUCUUCCCCGAGGCCCAAAGACAAGCCCGUAGCGUACUACGAUGACAAGGACUCAAGUGACGAAGAAGAAGAAGGAAUGCAGGAUGAAUUAGUGACUGGGUUCGACCGUUUUGGAGUUCAGCGACUCAAGCCAAAGAAGAAGCCCGAGGGCCCGCUCAUAAUUCCUGCCCUCAAGAAUCGCGACUGGCGAGAAGUCGCCCGAAAGCGUCGAACAGCAACACAAUUUGUACCCGCAUCGGGGGCUGCCCAGACUGGAGCUGACGGAAGCGUUGGAGGCUUGGGCACCAGGGACUCCAUAAAUUCUGGCCCUGUCCUCAUUGGUUUGCAAGUCAAGGCCAAGGUGGAGGAUAAGGAUACAGUGAUGUCGGAGAUUAAAGAGGAGGAAACGACAGAGGUCAAGAUGGAGGAGCAGGAAACCGAAGAUCAGAGGGCUUUACGUGCCAUCCUUGCUGGUGUCAAUGGAAACAACAACGGCGAACCGAGCAUUGACAUCAUCCCUACGCCUGUGUCAGAGGAGGACGCGCUCAAACAAGAUGUCGCAGACCUCCCCGACUCCGCGACCUUGACAGACUAUGAGCGAGUCCCCGUUUCUCAGUUCGGUGCUGCUUUACUCAGAGGUAUGGGUUGGAAAGAGGGGACAGCUGCAUCGAAGAAGGGUAAAGGCAUGGUCGAGCCAUACCUUCCUGAGGCACGACCGGCGCUACUAGGCAUUGGUGCGAAAGAAAAGGAAGCUUUAGACGAUGGUCGUCCAAAGAAGGGAGGAAGUAAGCGCCCCGAGAAGAGGACAGGUCAGAUUCUCCAAGGGGGAGCGGCUCCAGGAGGAAUUCGAGGUCGCCUGGAAGACACUCAGAGAGGCGAGACCCCGACGAGCGGCGCAGCAGUCGCCACCGAGACUAUGAUCGGGAUCGCAACCGCGACGACAGGCGGCGUUCUGACAAAGACAGAGAUCGCCGAAGAGACCGCUCAUCCGACUCCAGUAGAAGACGUCGAGAUUGACACAAUAGACGACAUCUUCCUUUUCACGGUUCGUCAGCGCUAA